This is a messenger RNA of Diaporthe citri, 1011 nucleotides long. RefSeq lists its product as uncharacterized. The coding region runs from base 1 to 1011 and encodes 336 amino acids. The transcript has 3 exons. Gene Ontology annotation, molecular function: iron ion binding; heme binding; oxidoreductase activity, acting on paired donors, with incorporation or reduction of molecular oxygen. Lineage: Eukaryota; Fungi; Ascomycota; Sordariomycetes; Diaporthales; Diaporthaceae. The record is from RefSeq and is a predicted model, not a curated record.
AUGGCAUACACGACUUUUAUCCCGCUCGUCAUCAUUGCCAUUAUCAUCUUCCAGCUACGCAAUGUUGGUCGAAGGCCGAAGAACUACCCUCCCGGGCCACCAACGAUGCCCAUCAUUGGGAAUUUACACCAAAUACCACAAGUACACCCGCAUGUUCAAUUCAAAAAGUGGGCAGAGGAGUAUGGACCCGUUUACUCUCUCAUCCUGGGAACCAAUGUCAUGAUCGUGCUCUCGACGGACAAAGCUAUCAAGGAUUUGUUAGAUAAGCGCAGCAACAUCUAUUCGUCUCGCACUGGACUCUACCUUGGCAACUUGGUCAGCGGGUACCUGCGCGUACUCCUCAUGCCAUACGGCGAGACAUGGCGUAUGAUACGGAAGAUCAUGCACUCUGUCCUGCACAUAAACGCGUCGAAAGGAUACGUCCCGUACCAGGACCUCGAGAGCAAGCAGAUGUUAUGCGGCAUUCUAGACCAGCCACACUUCUUCGCCGAUCAUAUUCGCCGCUUCACCAACUCCCUCACCACGCAGAUGGUCUUUGGAUUCAGGACCAUAGACAUCCACGACGAGAACCUGAAGAGGUUGUACGAUUGCGUCGAGCAGUGGAGCGAGGUGAUGGGAUCGUCUACGGCUGCCUUCCUGGACGUAUUUCCUCUCCUGAGGAAACUACCUGACUUCAUGCUUCCGAUGCGGCGCUAUGCCAAGGAGCUACAUAGGAAGGAGAAGGCGCUUUACGUGGGACACUGGAUCGAUACGAAGCAGAAGAUCCUUCAGGGAACAGCAAUGCCCUGUUUCAGCGUCGGAGUUGCUGAAGGUCAAAAGGCCUAUGGCUUCUCCGAUGAUCUGGCGGGAUAUAUCGUUGGCUCACUCCAUGAGGCUGGGUCAGACACGACAGCAUCCACGCUGAAUGGUUUUGUCCAAGCCAUGGUUCUGUACCCAUCGGUCCAGAAGCAGGCUCAACUCGAACUCGACAACCUAUGCGGCACCGAAAGGCUCCCAACUAUCGAAGAUUAG